Molecule: messenger RNA, 471 nt
Organism: Protopolystoma xenopodis
Lineage: Eukaryota; Metazoa; Platyhelminthes; Monogenea; Polystomatidea; Polystomatidae
Source: the annotation of a GenBank genome assembly
AUGUCUAGUUCUUGGGCUAUCGUCUGGCAGCUGGGCGAACAGCGGGAAUUCGCACACUUCAUGAUGUCGAAGCCCGUUAAGCGGGUGCUGCGACAGCCUGAAACGCAGUUGCUGUGGUCUCUGGUCCGCUUGAGACAGGAGGACCUGACGGCAUGGCGACCUUGUGUGCCCUGUUUCCGAUCAAGCCAUUCCCAAGCAUUUACAGUCCAGACACAGGCGCACAUAGACGCACUCCUUCCAUCCGACUCACACCGGACUCUUUUGGUCGGCUCUGUCCCCAGCUUCUCAUCAUAUUGCCACUAUUUGGUCAACCUUAAAGCCAUGUCUUUACAUCUCCAUGUUCGCUUCUUCGUUAUUAUCAUCAGCAUUCCUCUGAUGCUGGUGUCCGAGGCUGGAAUAAUCGCUCCCAGCAGGCAGUUAAUUGAACCGGCUAACAUGAUGCUUUCGUGUGGUUGUUGGCAUUCUCUAUAG